AUGGAUUCUUCACUUGAUAAAACGACCCUUUCGACGAUAUCGCUGCUCGAGUCGCGUCUUCUCCGUAUCGAACACCUGCUCUACGGCCCGACCGCCGCGGCACCUUUUUCGCACACCGAUUCGGCCAGUGAAACUUUGGAGGACCUUGAGCGCCGUUUCAACCACCUUCUGUCUCGCAUCCGCGUCUACGGUGAGAUUAUGAAAAUUUAUAACUCACAUCCGACCCUCUUCCAACCCCCACCGCCGUCCGAACCUCCCAUCCAACUCGGCCCCGAAGCAGUUCAGGCAACCGUCUUGGCGUCCGCUGCCUCUUUCCCCGCGACGGCCUCGUCUCUGACCUCCGUCAACGACUGCCCGAUUCCCGAGCCCUCGCAGAGCGCCGCUCUUGCCUCCCUUGUGCCAAGGAUGCGUGGUAUUGAAGCAACUCAGAUCGCGCAGGCGGCUGAAAUGGCUCAACUCCGCGCGAGAAGCGAAGAGGUCCUCAAGAGCUGGUACCAGCAAGGAGUCCUGGGGGCCUCCGACUUCGUUGCCGAUGUGGAGAGCAGGGUGGAGAGGAUAGAGCGUCGUGUACGAAGAGCCGAGCGGGAGAAAGAGGAGGCAGCAGCCAUAUGA
Molecule: messenger RNA, 612 nt
Organism: Colletotrichum truncatum
Lineage: Eukaryota; Fungi; Ascomycota; Sordariomycetes; Glomerellales; Glomerellaceae
Product: nuclear distribution protein
Biological process (GO): cytoskeleton-dependent cytokinesis
Cellular component (GO): dynactin complex
Source: RefSeq, a predicted model, not a curated record